Messenger RNA from Aphis gossypii (cotton aphid), 1348 nucleotides. RefSeq lists its product as uncharacterized. The record is from RefSeq and is a predicted model, not a curated record. The coding region runs from base 115 to 1152 and encodes 345 amino acids. Lineage: Eukaryota; Metazoa; Arthropoda; Insecta; Hemiptera; Aphididae. The transcript is spliced from 2 exons.
AAUACAACAAAUUAUUUUAAAACUAUAUUUCAGUAAUAAUACGAAUUUUAAAAAUUGUGAAUACCUCUAAAUUUAAAAGAAGUUACUUCACGAACAACAAAAAAUACCAAAGAGAUGAAUGAGAAUUGUACUUGUCUUCGUCAAAAGGAUAACGAUAAUCACCUUAAUAACAACUUAACAUUGAAAUUUGUAAUUGAAGGGUCAUCGGAUAAGAUCAUUCCGAUAUGUGACAAGAUGCAUGAAGAAAAUCAAACGUGUUACAAGAUUCAAUGUUGUAAAACAUCAUCGGAAAGUCUAGAAUCGAACAAUAGUCAUGUUUGUUGUAAAUUCAAAAAAAUAACAAAUAAAUGUAGUUCUGCUAAGAACACUAAACCCUGCUGCAGUUGUAAAACGGUUGACACUUGUUCAUCAAACCAGAGUAUGAGCUCUAAACCUAGUGAAACUAUUAGUACAAUAUGUAAAAAACUUUCUUGUAUUAUCAAGAGAGUCGGUCAUCUUAUAGAUUCAUUACCGAAUCAGGAUGACUCAUCGAAGGAUUGUUCUGCCACUGAUAUAAGUCCUCCCGUCGGAGUAAGUGGUUCAAAGUCGUCGUGUAACAAACACCCGGUUAAAAACGAGUGUGAGAACCCGUUACCAAAAGCGAAUAUUGAUGAAAUGUCUGUUAAAAACUUAUCAGAAAGUAAAGUUCAACCAACGCAAUGUAAGGCACAAUGUCCAUUGGUUGUUCCCACUAAAGAAAAUGUAAUUAACAUAACAGAUUUUGACAAGAAAUUGGAUUGCGACAAGAAAUUAGAUUGCGACAAGAAGUUAGAUUGCGAUAAGAAAUUAGAUUGUGACAAGAAAUUAGAUUGUGACAAGAAAUUAGAUUGCGACCAGAAAUUAGAUUGUGGUGACAAGAAAUUAGAUUGCGAGUUGCAAUCGAUAGAUUUAUGUACAGAUGAGAUAGAAGAUAAAAAUCAACAACAAGACUGUACUAUUGAUAAUAAAAUCGUCUAUACCGAAAAGCCUGCCAAACCUAAACCAUUCGUAACUCCAGUUAAAGUUACUAAAAACAUAACUAAACCAAUUGUUUCAGUUAUUUCAAACAAACCAAAACAGGGAACAUGUUCGGAUCAGUUUAAAGUCAAACAAGCUGUAAAAAGAAAACUAUAAACAAGUCUAUUCAAUGGUAAAUUUAGAAUAAAGACCAUUACAGAAAGAAAAACAAUUUAUUAAAUAUAUAUAUAAUAUAUAUAUAUAUAUAACGAAUACAGUAAAAACACUGGAAACAAUAUUUUAUUCGAAAAAUAAGUUUUAUACAAAUAGUUUUUGUUUUAAAGGUUUUAAAAAUAUAGAAACGAAAAUCAUA